This is a messenger RNA of Salvia hispanica, 1081 nucleotides long. Lineage: Eukaryota; Viridiplantae; Streptophyta; Magnoliopsida; Lamiales; Lamiaceae. The record is from RefSeq and is a predicted model, not a curated record.
CACACCACCCUCUUCAUAGCUCUUUCUGUAUCUCUCUUUGAUUCAUCAGUGAUCAUGUCAGCCCAGAUCCAGCCAAGCUUGAGGAGAGUCCUCUCCGACACCGCACGCAUAAUCAGCUCCAACUCCCUCCAUUUCACCACCCUAUCUCUCCUCCUAAUCUUCCCCAUCCCUCUCUUCAACAUCAUCCACACUCUGCUUCAGGACCCAUCUCCAUCUCCAUCUCCAUCUCCCUUCAAUUCUUCCCAGUAUCAGUAUGGCCAGCUCCCCUCUUUGAACAAAUCCCAACUCCUCUACUUCCUACUCUUCCUCAUAUUCAACCUCUUCUCCAUCUCCUCCGUCACCCACAGCACCUUCCAUGCCUUCCACAGAAACCCCAUCAAAAUCUCAUCAUCCCUCAAAUCCAUCCUCUCCACCUUCCUCCCUCUCCUCGCCACCAAGCUCGCCUACUUUGUAAUCAUCGUCGCCAUUUCCAUCGCCUUCGGAUUUUGCAUCGGUGUCGUUUACUUUGGCAUGAACACACUUCUAGGGCUGGAGAUGGGCCCCACCACCAAACCUUUCAUCAUAUUCAUGGCCGUGGCAAUGAUCCUCUUCGUCGUGCUGUACGUCUACUUGUGGGUGGAGUGGUGCUUGAUGGAUGCGGUCGUCGUCGUGGAAUCCAAAUACGGCUUCGCGGCGUUGAAGCGGAGCUCCACUCUCGUGAAGGGGAUGAGGCGCGUGGCGUUCGUGAUCAUCGCGCUGCCAGCAGUUAUGCAGGGGAUUAUAUCGUGGCGGUUCUCGGCUUUGGGCGGCGUGGCUCUGCAAAUGGUUGAUUAUGCUGUCUUGUCUACGGCGCUGACGCUCUUCGGCUUGGCUGCAAACACGGUGUUGUUGAUCCAUUGCCAAGCGGUUAAUGGAGAAUUGGAGAAACUGGAACGCUUUCCAAGUGAUGAGAAGAAGUUAAGCUUAAGCCAGAUUUAUGUUCAGUUGCCUCGUGCUGUUGUUGACCACGUCUAGGGAGGGAGUAUCAGUAUCACUAAUAAUUAUCCUACUGUAUCAUCUUUGUUUAAUUUGUUGUUGAAUGGAGUACUAGUAUUUGUAAGCA